Molecule: messenger RNA, 441 nt
Organism: Octopus sinensis (East Asian common octopus)
Lineage: Eukaryota; Metazoa; Mollusca; Cephalopoda; Octopoda; Octopodidae
Product: cytochrome c oxidase assembly factor 6 homolog
Exons: 3
Coding region: 70-336 (88 amino acids)
Biological process (GO): respiratory chain complex IV assembly
Cellular component (GO): mitochondrion; respiratory chain complex IV
Source: RefSeq, a predicted model, not a curated record
ACGACUUUUAUGUUUUUAGUGUGUAGUCAUUUCCGGUGUGUAAAGUGGUUUUAACUGUAUCACGCCGCCAUGUCAGACGUAACUGCAGACUCUUCAAAUUCCAGAGCACCCACACAAUCUGAACGACAAAAAUGUUGGACUGCUAGGGAUAUGUUCUGGACCUGCUUGGAUGGAAAUGAAGCCUCCCCAUUAAACUGUCAGGCCGUGCGUAAAACCUUUGAGGAUAGCUGUUCUAAAACUUGGGUAAAAUAUUUUGAUCGAAGAAGAGAAUAUCUGAAAUUUAAAGCCAAACUUGAACAAGAACAAUCAGAUCCUGUUGACAAUGUUAAGUUAUGAUAUUUGUAAAAUAUAUUCCCAUUACAACCCCUCCAACCAGCCAUUGAUGAAUAAAUGAUAAUUUCACAUUCAGGUGAAAGUUUGUACAUAUUUGUUGAAAUAAAA